CCCUGAGAAAGAUGGCGGCGGGAGAGACGCGCUUCACGAUCCCUGAUGACGCGGGAUUUACGCAUUUCUACGUAUCUCCACGGCCAGUCAACGAGGAAGCGCAGUUUCGGACCAAAGGUUGUGGCUGCUUCUGCUACUCACUUGUCUGGACUCCAGCUUUACGAUGGCGUUGGACUGGAUUGGCUUCAGCUAUGCUGCAGCCGUCGCUUUUGGAGGAUUUAUGGGAUAUAAGAGAAAAGGCAGCGUGAUGUCCCUUAUGGCUGGUUUAGUUUUUGGCGGAUUAUCUGCUUUCGGUGCCUACAACAUAACGAAUGACCCAAAGGACAUCAAGGUGUCACUGCUGUCCUCGGGAGUCCUCGCAGUCAUCAUGGGGAUGAGAUACAAGAACUCUGGGAAAUUAAUGCCAGCUGGAAUAAUGACAGGGCUAAGCUUGUUGAUGGUGUUUCGCCUCUUACUUCUGAUCGUCUGACCGGGAGAACACCAACCUUUACCCUGGAAACAGGAAACAUUCCCACUAAGCCGACUAAAUCAAAUUUUACUGCAUUACUUUUUUUUUUUUUUUUUAAAUACAUGCAUAUAAGCAAGUGUAUGAAUGGGAACUUCCAUGACUUCUUAACCCA
Molecule: messenger RNA, 620 nt
Organism: Oreochromis niloticus (Nile tilapia)
Lineage: Eukaryota; Metazoa; Chordata; Actinopteri; Cichliformes; Cichlidae
Gene: tmem14a
Product: transmembrane protein 14A
Exons: 5
Coding region: 164-469 (101 amino acids)
Biological process (GO): regulation of heme biosynthetic process
Cellular component (GO): mitochondrial membrane
Source: RefSeq, a predicted model, not a curated record